Fasciola hepatica (liver fluke) is the source of this 576-nucleotide messenger RNA. The record is from the annotation of a GenBank genome assembly. NCBI's taxonomy places the organism in Eukaryota, Metazoa, Platyhelminthes, Trematoda, Plagiorchiida, Fasciolidae.
AUGGUGCUCACGUUUUCGUUGUCCGAUGUUCGAUGUAUCACGGAAUCUCAGGUCAUCGACUUGGAGAAGCAACAGUUGAUCCGUAUAAUAAUGGAGACUGAAAAGGAACUACAGCUGAAACGUGCACUGAAACUUGCGAAGCUGCGAAGAAAAAGGGCACAGGCUUUGGCUGAACAAGCCAAUGCUCAAGUGCUGUUGCAGACCGCUGCACUUCAAACACCAACCGUCGUUUUGCAACCAGGAGAAAUUCCUACAGCCAUAGUGCAGCCCCAAGCACCAGUUCAACCAACAGUGUUGCAAACACAAACACCAAUUCAAGCAGCCCUUGGACGGCCUCCAUUGUCAGUCGUUCCAAUUAUGACGGUAGUUCCGUCACCCACUGUUUCGGUGGUUUCAUCAGCUGGAACCAACACUCUUCAAACAGUUGGCCUCACGCCACAACCGAGUGUGGUUGCUGGACAGCUGACUGACAAUAUCGGAACGAUCACCUUAGGAACUGUUGGAAAAUUGAGGACCGAAUAUGCUGGUUUGCCUCCAACUCAGCAGGUGAUAAGACCAGUGGACUUGAAAAAUUAA